This is a messenger RNA of Funneliformis mosseae, 1386 nucleotides long. NCBI's taxonomy places the organism in Eukaryota, Fungi, Glomeromycota, Glomeromycetes, Glomerales, Glomeraceae. The record is from the annotation of a GenBank genome assembly.
AUGACAAAGGAACAACUUCCCGCCGACUGUUUAAAUGAUAUCUUUAGUCAUUUGGACGUAAAAAGUUUAUCCAAUUGCACAUUUGUUAACUGGCUCUGGUGUGAAAUUUCAGUUCGAUUGUUGUGGGCAAGUAUCAGGAAUUUUAACACUUUAAUUGCUUGCCUUCCUAACAAAUCGAAAGAGAUUUUAUAUAGAAAUGAGAUAAUCAUUUCAACACCGACUUCAAGGCACCCAUUAUUUAAUUACGUAAAAUUUGUUAGGGAAUUCUCAAUAAAAGAAAUUUGUGAAGGAAUAUCAUAUCUUCUCAAAAAUGAUCCGUCACAAGUCUUUCACGAUAGUAAAAAUAUUAUACUAGCACAAGAAAUAUUCAAAAUGUUUAUGAGUCAAAAUUCUUUGAAAAAAUUUCAUUUUUAUCCUAAUUUAAAUUACAUUCCAGAUAUACCAUUUGUCACAUAUCCUGGGGCAAAGAAUUGUUUGAAAAACCUUUCAGAGUUAACCUGUGGUUCAAGUAUCAAUCCUAAAUAUUUUUAUCAGCUAUCUCAACUAUGUCAUAAAUUAGAAACAUUAAACGUAACCUUUGAAGAGGUGAUUUCAAAUGAAUUUGGCGACUUACUUUCCGUUCAACAAAAUCUAAAGCAUUUGCACGUAACUCACACCUCAAAAUGCAAAGAUUUGACGGAGAUAGGUCCCUAUUUAAAUAGAAUUCCCCCCACUUUAACCGUCUUUGUUCUCUAUGGGGAAUUUCAUCAUAUGUCAUUGGAUUUCGUUAACAGGUUCUCCAAUUUACGAGAGCUGGUAUUAUUUUUUUGUCAUUCUAAUUACUUUCGAAAUUUACAAUACACUUCCUUUCCAGAGUUACGAAUCUUGGAGUUUAAAUAUGAAUGUCCGAAACAUGAUUAUUUGGUUAACUUCCUAGAGAUCAACGGGAUGAAUUUAACAGAGAUUCGUAUAUGUAGGUCAAAGGAUUCAUUAAAUUUGGCCAUUGCUCAAUUUUGUCCGAAUUUGAAUUCCUUGUACACGAUAUUUAGGUAUGGGGAAGUGGAAACGUUGAAAUUAAUCUUGACUAGGUGUCAAAAGUUAGAAAGUUUAAAGAUCUUGUGUGGUAAUUACCAUUUGAAUGAAUGCAAACUGUUGGAGAUUGUCGCAAAUCAUUCAUCUAAUACCUUUCAUGAGUUAAAAGUAUGUGCAGUUCAUGUACAAUCAGAAUUAUUUUCAAAAGAAUUAGAAUCUAUCUUGAUAAAUCCCAUACCACCAAAAUUAAUUUCGUUGGUCAUUGUCAAAGGUAUUAAAGGAUUUAGCGCUUUAAAAGUUAAUAUGGAAGCAAUCGAAACAUUUAUAAAUUUGGGUAUCAUUAAAAAUUUCAGAAUUGCAAAUUUUGGGGAAUAG